Molecule: messenger RNA, 11811 nt
Organism: Physella acuta
Lineage: Eukaryota; Metazoa; Mollusca; Gastropoda; Physidae
Product: centromere-associated protein E
Biological process (GO): mitotic cell cycle; regulation of G2/M transition of mitotic cell cycle; metaphase chromosome alignment
Cellular component (GO): chromosome, centromeric region; spindle pole; nucleus
Molecular function (GO): microtubule binding; dynein complex binding
Source: RefSeq, a predicted model, not a curated record
GGCAAUGCUAAAGUGCGAAAUUUGAAUCGUUGAUGGAGUAGAGACGGAACAUAUUCAUCCAUAAACUGACAUGUUUACAAAAUAAAUUAAGGAUUUUCAAUUAGCAAAAUGAGUUGGGCAUCAGAUGAGUGGAAGGAUGGCUUACCUCAGAAAGCUUUGAUGAAAAUUAACCAAAUUGAAACACAGCUAGAGCGACUUAAGAAAGAAAAAGAUCAAAAACAGUUUCAAUUGGAGAGCCUAGAACAGGCUCUUGAAGUUCAGAAACGUAAAGGAGGCAAUGAAAAGUCUGAGAUUGGAGAGUUAAAGAGAGAGAACCAAACCCUUUCAGAAACAUGUAAAGAGCUGGAGAAGAAAAAGCAAAAGUUGGCAAAUGAUUUAAUGGUGAAAGAGAAUCAAGUCACUUGUUUAGAACAGAGAUUAGCAAAAUGUUUAGGUGUUCAAGAACCUGCAAAGAAUAAUGAUGUCUCCCAAACUGGUGUGCAACAGCAUGCUGAUCAGCUAAAAGCUCUUGAAGAUGAGAUCACCAAGCUGCGACAACAGUUGGAAGAAAAAAAUAACCUACCGUCAGUCUCUAAAGGAAAAAACUUAAGUGAAGACUCUGCUAAACCAUCUAGACUGUUAUCUGAAACUGAUGAGCUACGCAAGACUCAGCAAGAUAUGAUUUCAUUGCAAUCUUUGGUGCAUGAAUUGGAAUUAAAAAACAAAAAGCUAAUACAGGAUGCUGAGUGUAUGCGUCACAAUGCUGAGGCAGCUAGACAACAUUUAGAAUUAAAAAUGAAAGAAAGAGAAAGAGAACUGAAUAGAGAAAUGGCUCAAACCUUGGAGGCUGCCAAGACUGCUGACCGGGUUUUACUAGAAUCAAAGACUAAGUGGCAACAGGAGAUUAAUUCCGCCCAAGCAGAACAAAAUAAAGUUAAAGGUCUCUUAGAGAAAGCUGAAAAUGAAAAGUCUCAGUUAAUUAAAGAAAAGCAAGAAAUCUCAAAGAAAGUUAGUGCUGCAGAAGAUAUAUUAAAAACAAAUAGUGCCAACAUUGCAGAAAUGGACAAAAAAAGAGCUGCAAUAGAAGCAGAAAAGAACAAACUAGCUGCAGAGCUAGAUGCUAAAGACAGGCAAGUUCAAGCAUUGGAGGCUGAAAUUAAGAAAAUAAAACAUGAUGUCACCCUCAAGGAACAGUCCAAUGAUGCACUUAGAGCCCAGAUUAUGGAUAAAGAUCUAGAAUUGGAAGCAUCAAAAGCGGAAGUUUCUAGAGUCUCACAAAAACUUUUACAACAUGAGAAUCAGAUGUUGGAUCUUCAGAAACAGAAAGAAAAAGCUGAUGAUGCAGUGAAACAGCUGACAAGUUCUUCACACCAAUUACUUAGUGGAAAAGAAGCUAUGCAACAACAAAUUGAUGAGCUCAAUAAAAAAUUACACAAACAGCAGGAAGAACUGACAAGAGUUACAUCUCAAGCUAAAGAUUUACAGCAACAGCUGACAGAUAAAGAGAAGAAUUUCAAAGAAUGCCAAAGUAAAUGGAAUGAUUUAGAAAAGAAAUCCCAACUUGAACUGUCAAAAAUUGAAAAACAACUCUCAGAGCUUGGUGAUGCCAAAUCAGUAAUAGAGACUAAAGCAGCCAGCAAAGAAAAAGAAAUUCUAGAACUCUCUAACCAGUGCAGUGAUCUUGGUAAAAAACUGAAUGUCACAAACUCAGAAUUAGCUCACAAAAACAAAGAUAUAUCUGAGUUUCAAAAACAGUGUGGUUCACUCUCAGAACAAGUUGAAGCUUUGAAAAGAGAACUGACCAAUAAAGAAAGUUUGUAUCAAGGGAAGAUAUCCCAGGCAGAGAACGCUUUACAUAACAAAAGUGAAGAAUUAAAACAAUUCCUGACUACCAAUAGUGAUGAAAAAACAAAGCAACAAAAUGACUUGCAAAACUUGCAGAGCAUAAAGUGUAAACUUGAAGAAGAAUUGAACCUCAGUAAAGAGAAAUGUGAAAAGGGUCAGCAACUCAUAACUAAUCUUAAUGAGGAAAUAAUUUCUCUAAAAGCUCAGUUAGAGGUAAAAGAAAGUAAUUUGAAAGAACAUUGCUGUGAAAUGGAGAAGCAGAAAAAAGAAAUGAAAGAAAAGUCUGAUGAGAACCAGCUGUUGUCUGUGAGACUGGAGCAGCAAGAGCAGAGGAUCAGUGAUCUGUCUGCCAAUUUACUGGCAACAGAAAGGAAACUGGAGGUGACCAUGGCAGAGCUCACUACCAUUGGGGAUAAAUUUGAACAAGUGGAUCUAGAAAAUGGAACUCUUUGGAGUGAACUUAAAGACAUCAAGCUACAAAAUGAGUCUGGGAAACAGUGCCAAGAAUCACUACAAGCUGAGAUCCAGAGUUUGCAGGCAGAGCUAGCUGCUGCUAAGAAAGAAUCUGAAUCUCUGCAAGAUAAAAACAAUGCUGAUCUAACCUUCAUUGCCAGUCUUCAAAGUGAAAUCUUGAAACUACAGGAUAGCUGUGGAGAUUUUGAGAAGAAAAUAAUCUCUUUGAAAAAAGAUCUAGAAGAUAAAUCUCAGGGCUCUAAAGAACUGGAAGAAAAAUGUGCCCAGCUUUCUGAGCUGCUGAGUUUAGAGAAAGAAUCCAAGAACCAGCUGUCUGACAAGGUGAACUGUCUGGAAGCUUGGAAGGCUGAGUCUGAGAGUAACCACCAGCAGGCAGUGCACCAGUUGGAGGAGGAACUGCUGGCUACACAGCAAGAUUUGAGGCAGGCCAAGGGAAGUUUAGACAAGAGAGAAGACUUAGUUAGGGAACUUGAGAGUAAAAUUCAACACCUGGAAGAUAACAAUUCAAGUUUAGAAGGCAGUGUUGGCUCUUUUAAAACAGAACUGGCUGCCAAAAGUACAACCGUUACAUCUUUAGAGCAAACAUGUGCUUCUCUUGCUGAUGAAUUACAGGCAUUACAAAACACAUUGUCAGAAAAGUGUAACACUAUUGCAGUACAUGAGAGUAAUAUUCUUCAACUAGAAAGCAAACUGAAAGAAUCUGAAAAUCAUAAAGACUUAUUGGAAUCUUCCAAUCACCAAGAGCUAGAAAGGCUCCAACAAUUGGCCCAUCAACAGGCAGAAGAUCUGAAUGAGAAAUGUGCAAGGAUAAAAGAAUUAGAGUGUUCCAAUACUGACAUGUUAGGAAAGUUGUCCAGCUUAGAGCAACAGAAGAUUGAAGGUGAAAACAUCCACAAGCAAGAAACAGAGAAACUUUUACUGCAACUUGACAUGCUGGAGAUGGAUAACGAGGAUAAAGACGGCACCAUUAAAAACUUGCAGACACAGGUGGCUAAUCUUGAUUCCCAACAUGAGAACUUAAACCAGGAGAUCAAAAUGCUGAAAGACACAAUACAACAAAAAGAUGAGGAAUUGAUAGAACUUAAAGACUUGUUAGAAAAAACAAAGGAAUCACUUGCAGACAGCAGAGAAAAUGAAAAUAAACUAAAGGACAGAAACAUUAAUUUAGAAAAUGUAAUGAGUGAAGUUCAGGCUUCCCUUAGACAUAAAGAAGCAGCAUUAGAGGAAUUACACAUCAUUCUAGGGGACUCAAACAAGAGGGUUGAGGAAUGUAAUGAAGAAAUGAAAGGUUUACAUCAGGAAAAAGAAAGAUUUUCUCAGGGUAUUAAUGACCUUGAACAAUCUUUAGCCUCGAAGCAAGAAGUCUUGCUUUUAAAGUGCCAGGAGCUUGAAAGUUUAUCCCAGCAAUGUGCCAGUCUUACAGAGGAACUGGAAAAAACAAAAACUCAACUCAGUGAAAGUUUGGCCCAGCUUAGUUGUCUCUCUGAUAACCUGAAACAGCUGCAGGCAAAUAACCAGAUUCUGGCAGAAGAGAAAGCAUUAUUAGAGAGUAACUCUGGUAAAGAACUCGAAAGUCUUCAAGCACAAUAUAAUAUUAAACAGGAAGAACUACACCAGAUGACAUUGGCUCUGGAAAGCAAUGAAAAUUACACAUCAGAUUUAAAAGAAAAGCUUGCUGCAACAUUGAAAGAGAAAUGUGAGGAAGCUGGUCAGCACGAGGUAGAAGUCAGCACACUCAAGUCUAAGCUAGAGAUGGUGGAGAUGGACAUGGAGGACAGAGACUCAAUGAUCCAGGACCUCAAGACUCAGCUCUCUAAUCUAAACAUACAGCUAGAAAAUCUGGCACAGGAAAAAGAUCAAGCAAGUGAAACUAACUCGCUGAAAGAAAAUGAAAUGAUGCAACUGAAGGCUAUGUUGGAUUCGGAGAAAGAAAAACUGGAUAUUAGCCGAGAAGAGUUAGAAAAAAUGACACUCAGAAAUAGCAACCUAGAGGCUACACUUGCAGAUCUUCAGACUGCACUUGAUAGCAAGAAUGGUACUAUGCAGGAAAUGGAAAUGAAUUGUGAACAUUAUAACCAGAAGAUUCAAGAAUAUGAGAAAUCCUUAAAAGAUCUUCAUGAUGAAAAAGAAAAACUGUCAGAUAGAUUGUCAGAUCUACAGAACUGCUUGUCUGCUGAGAGAGAUGUGGCAGUGAGCAGAACAUCAGAAGUGGAGGAUUUGCAAUCCCAGUGUGCUAAGAUCUCAGAAGUGCUAGAAAAAUGCCAGUCUGAACUUGCAGAGAAAGUUGAAGAGUUGAACCUUAAAUCUCAGAAUUUUCAACUGUUGGAACAGAAGCUCAGAGAAUUAGAAGAAGAAAAACUUCAACAUGAAGAGAACUUGAGUAGCACUCUAGGAUUAUUAAAGGAACAGUUGUCGUCUACUGAAGAGGACUUGAAACAAAAGAACUCUUGUAUUAAAGUGCUAGAAGACAACAUUGAAGAUCUCAGAGCUAAACUCUCUGACAAAGUGAAAGAACACUCUCUUGAGAGUUCUGAGCUUGAUGAACAGCUGUCUGCAUUCAAAAGUAAGGUAGAACUGCUACAGAUGGACAUAGAGGAUAAAGAAAGUAGCAUACAGGAUCUACAAACUCAAGUAAGCAACUUAAACUUGCAGUUGAUAAAUGCAACUAAUGACAGGGACAAUUUACGCAGUAGUUUGUCCACUGCUGACUCUUGCAUUGAGGAUAUGAAAGCCAAAAUGGAUAGUGAUAAGGACACCAUUGUUAAAUUAACAAGUGAAGCUGAGGUGUCUAAUAACAGAAUACAAAACCUUGAAUCAGUUUUUGAGGACCUCAACAAUGUUAUACAGCAGAAAGAUUUGACUCUGCAAGGAGCUAACUCACAGUGUGAAACUCUUGCAGAAACCUUGCACACAACAGAACUAGAGUUGAAAGACAAACAAUGCCACAUUGAAACUCUUUUAAGAGAAUUAGAAGUUUUAAAUAAAUCUUUACAUGCUGAACAAGAUGCACUGCAUGGUGCACAGACAGAGAUGAAUACCUUGAGGGAGAACUGUGCUCAACUGACAGAUCAAGUUGAAAGCCUUGAAGAAAGUCUCAAAUCAAAAGUUGAAGAAAAUAAAACUCAGUGUGACAGUUUACAGCAGUUGGAAAUGAGACUGAAGGAGCUGGAACAAGAGAAGUUAUCCACUGAGGAAACAUUGAACACAGAGCUGGAAAAAAUACAUGGGCAGGUCAGGGAAAAGGAAGCUGAGCUGAGUGUGAAGACAUCUAGACUAGAACAACUGGAGAACACAACAGAGGAUCUGAGGGCUAAACUAACAGAUGCUCUAGCCAGGAGAUUAGAAGAAGAAUCAUCUCUUGGGCAGGAGGCCACUGUUUUAAAGUCUAAAUUAGAUUUGUUGCAAAUGGAUGUAGAUGACAAAGAUGAAAUUAUUCAAGAUCUAAAUACAAAGCUAUCUAAUGCUAAUUUCUUGAUGGAAAGCACAACUCAGGAAAGGGACCGUCUCAAAGAAAUUUGUGAGCAAACAGAGAGAGAUCUGGCCAAACUGAGGGAGGAAAUGUGUCAAGAGAAAACAACUCUUGAUCAAAUGGUUAAUGAACUUGAGGUUUCCAGGGACAGAAUAAAAAACCUGGAAGAGACUAUAACUCAGCUCAAGUCUAAUUUACAGGAGAAAGAAAAACUUGUUGAUGAUCUUGAGUCAAGUUGUGAUAACAAUGAACAAACACUGGGAGAAUACAGAGAAAAGCUGAACUCUGCACAUCAAGAAAAUGACAUGCUCAAUACCAGGCUCAGUGAAAUACAGUCUUUAUUGGCUUCAGAAAGAGAGGCAAGCAUUUCUAGAGAUUCAGAAGCCAAAACCGUCAUGGAAAAAUAUGUGUUGGUCACAGAAGAACUUGAUGAAACCAAAGCUAAACUUAGUCAAAAAUGUGAAGAGGUUUUGAGUCAUGAAACUAGUUUAUCCGAGAUGAUAAAUAAAAUCAAACAUUUAGAAGAAGGUAAAAUUUUGUUUGAACAAAACACCAGUGAAGAGAUAGAAAAACUUGCACAACAGCUUCAUGAUAAGACUGAAGCUUUGGCCCAGAAAGUUUCUAAAGUAGAGGAACUGGAAAAUUGUUGUGAAGACUUGAGAAACAAAUUAGCUCAUGUUUGCAGCAAGACUAGUGUGGAAGGCAGCCAACAUCAAGAGGAGAUAACUUCACUAGCAUCUCAAUUAGAAUUGUUACAGAAAGAACUGAUGGAAAAAUCAAACACUAUACAAACUCUUUCAAUAGACUUUUCUAAUGUUAAUGUUUUGCUCGACAAAAUGACAGAAGAAAGGAAUAGCUUAAAAACUACAUCAGAUCUUACUGAACAAGAAAUAACUCAGUUGAAAAUGGAUUGUGAUUCAAAGAACAAAUUGAAUGAAGACUUACAAAAGGAGGCAGAAAGGUGGCAGGACACUGCAGAAAGUUUACAACAAUCUCUGGCUGAUGUUAAAGCAAGGCUAGCCGAGCAAGAAGCUGAGCUGAGAGAAACACAGAGCAAGUAUGAGCAAGCACAGGCAUCAGUCUCCAGCCUGCUGGAAGAUAGUGUCACACACAACCAGACUAAUGAAAGACAGAAGACGCACAUUGUAGAUCUUGAGGAAAAAUUGUCUCAGCAGUCUGAGCUUGUGAGGACCAAAUCACAGGAGGUGGAGGAGCUCUCUAGUCAGUGUGCUAAACUUGGGGAUGAACUGGUGGAGGCUAGAGGUCAGAUAGAAAAACAAUUGAAUUUAAUCUGUACCUUGAAUGUAAAGGUAGAGGAAGUUGUCUCCAAGCUGACGCAAGUAGAAGAUGCAAAGAAAGCAUUAGAGACUACUACAAAUAAAGAAAUGGAUGAAUUACAAAGAUUACUGAAUGAAAGUACUGAAAACCUCAGGCACAAAUCUUGUCAGUUUGAAGAAGUGCAGUGUCAAUUGUCAGACCUGAAGAUGAAGUAUGAAAACUUGUUGAAAUCAAAGUCAGACAGCGGUGCCCAAUAUGAUGAAGAGAUGAAAGCACUUGCAUCUAAAAUGGAUUUGAUGCAAGAAGAUCUCAGCAAAGCUAACAAGGCGCUGGAGUCAGCAACAAAUGAAAGAGAAAACUUGAGGUCAGCCUUGACUGUGAUGACCACUGAGAGAGACCAGCUGAAAGCUACAUCAGAGAAGCUAGAGAUAGAGCAUGUCAAGAUGUGUGCCUCGCAUGAGGAGUUGUCAGUGGAGCAUAAAAACUUGACCUCAGAGCUGAACCAUUUCAAGGCCUUAUCCAACACCUCUGACAACAAAAUAGCUCAACUCACUUCAUCCCUGCAGUCUAAAGAGCAACAAGUACUGAGCCUGGAGCAGCAGCUCAGUGAAAGUCUGGUGAGCUGUGAAGAUUUUAGUCGCCAGGUUGGCCAGCUGUCCAGUGAGGUAGACCACCUACAAGCCUGUAAACAAGCUUUAGAGAGAGAACUGAAAGGUAGCAAGCUAGAAAGUACCAGUCAUUUCCAAGAGGUACUUCGAGAAAAGGAGAAAGCUGAGCUUAAAUUAGAAGAGCUGAGGGAAGAGCUAGAGUCCACAACAAAAGAACUGGCAACACUGAAGACGCUGAUUGAAAAUAUGAAUAGGUCUAUGGUAAAAACCAAUUCAAAACUAGCUGAACUUCAGACUGAGAAUACAGCAAUAUCAGAACAGUUGACUGAAGUUAAAAGGCUGUUUGAUGAAGCUUCAUGUGAUUUACAAGAGAAGAAUUCAACCAUGACUGUGCUCAGAGAGGAGCUGGAGAAUGCAAGUCAGGAGAAUGAUAGUCUGAGGACAGAGAAGAGUGAAUGGGUGUUACAGGAAGAGAGGUACAAGCAAGACAUUCAUGAUUUGGAACUGAAAAUAGCUGACCUAGAGGGAGAGAUAGAAAACACUAAAGAGUCUUUUGAGUCUGUUUCAGUUCAAAGGUUUGAUGCUCAGAAUAAGUUACGCUGUGUUUUGAGAGAGAAGGAUGAAUUAGAGCAGAAAAUAAAAGACUUGAAUGCUGAGCUUUUCGAUGCUCAGUCCCAAGUAGAUGGUGCUCAGUUAUUGGACCAGGAGCUGAAGAAACUACAAGAUGACAUAAUAAGGAAAGAUGACAUUAUUUCUGAUUUGAAGCUUGCAGUGGACAACCUCACAAAACAACAUGCAUCCUGUGUGACACAGUUGGAGAUUGUACAACAAGAGAAAGAUGAGCUUGAAGAAAACUACCGCAGCAUGUCCUCCAGGAACUGUGAGCUAGAAGCUCAGAUCAGUGACUUCUCCUGUGACACAUCCACUGUCAGGGAGCAACUGGUGCAGCUGCAAGAUGUUAUUCAAUCCCUCAACAAAAAUGUGGAGGAUAAAAAGAAAGACAUUGUCCAGAGGAUAAAUGAGUGUGCUAAAAAAGAUGAGGAGUUGAACAAGUUGCAAGAAAGUGUAGAAGAAAAAGAGAAAGACAUUCAAGAGCUCACUGAGAAGAUCUCUGUAAUGAAGAAAGAGUUGAAAGAGUCAAACUCCACCAUAGGAACAUUGCAAGAUGCUCUGGAGUCUUUAAACUUUGAACUUUCAGCAGCUGAGGAGGAGAAGUUGUCUCUGGUGACAGAUAACAGCAGUCUAAAAACAGAAGUCAAGGAUCUUUGUGACAGAGUUGCCACAUUGUCCACAGAGCUUGAAAAUAUCAAGAACAAUCAAGAGGCUGCACAAAGGCAAGGUGAAGACAUUGAACAGCUAGAGCAACAAAAUUCUGGGCUACUAACAAGGAUUGAUGCUUUAAGUAGUGAGAUCAGAGAUCUGAGAACAAGUGGAGAGACUUCGGCCAAGGAAAUAACAGAGCUAAAGCAACAGAUCCUUUCUUUAAAUCAACUCCUUGAAGAAAAAAGUGAUCUCAUUCAAGGACUGCAGUCUAAACUACAAGUAUUGGAAACUGAUCAUGAGCAUGCUCUUAAAAGAAUGGAGACAGCCAAAACAGAACUUUCUAAAGCCCAAGAGUUUGAGAAAGAUCUUUUGUUAAAAGUGUCUGAACUGGAUUAUCUUGUUCUUACCCUGCAAAAUGAAGUAGACAGUAAAAAUAUGGAACUGGAUCAGCUAAAAGAGGAAUAUGAUAAGUCACAUAAAAAAUUAGAAGAGUUAGAGGAAGAAAAACGUCUCAUGAUAGAGGAAUACAGUCAAAAAAUGGAUUUGACACAAGCUGAGAAAAAAGCUCUAGAUGAUAAAGUUGAAGAAAUGUUGAUGAUGAACUCACAGCUAGAGGAGAAAGUUAAAAACAUUGACAUUGUUGUAAAAGAAAGGAAUGAAUUAAAAUGCAUGAUUAAAACUUAUCAACAAGUGGAAGCUGAAAAUAAAACCCUGCAGGAGAAAGUAACAAACUUGAAUGAAUUGUGUCGUGAAAAAAAUGAAUUAGCAGAAAAAGUAAAGGAACUUGAAAAAACUUUAGCUUAUCAAUUGGAAUUAAAGCAAAAAAUUGAUGAAAUGGAACUGACCAUUGCUAAACAAAAGGAAGUUUAUAAUGAAAAGGUCUCAGAACUUGAGAGGUCAGAGACUGCAAAAUGUCAGUUAGAAGAGAAAAUAAAAGAGAUAGUGACCAACAGUUCAGUUCAAAACAGCGAGAAUGAGCAUCUGGCAUUAAAAACCAGGUGUGAACUGGAAGAAAAGAUUGAACAAUUUGAAAAGACAGUCAAGUCCCUAGAAGAGCAGCACCAUUUAUUACAGAAUGAGAAAGCUGAACUAAUAGAGAAAGUUAAGAAAAGUUCAGCCAAUGAAGAAAGCCAAAAAGAGAUUUUGAGAAAAUGGGAGCUGAGAUGUACAGAGCUAAACAACCAGCUGAAGCUGAAGCACCAAAAAAUUCAGUGUCUCACAGAGCAAUUAGAGAAAAGUUCAAAAGAUCCAGGCCCAAACAGCCAGUCUGAACUUAAGGCACUUCAAGAAGAGCUAGCUGAAAUGCAAGAAGAAAGAGAUUCAUAUAAAGAAAAGUUCUUAAAAAUUAUCGAAGAUGGGGAGAAAGAUGUUGAAAAAGUCAAGAAACUCCAACUACUGAAUGAGAGACUAAAUACAAAGAAUAGAUUAUUAUAUGAUUUGUUACAAAAAGAGAAGACAAAACCUAACGGUGAAACAGAAUCUAAAGCACCUCCAGCUAGUAAUUUAAUGUUUUUUAACCUACCAGCUCAGUCCAUAUCUCAUACUAAACCUGAGGAUAAUCAGUCUGAAAAUAAGGAUAAAAAACCAGUUAUACAAUUCAACAAACCUUCACUGGACACUUGUAGCACAAAAGGAAUAAAGCACACAAUUUCAACAACAAAGAAAGCAGGUGAACCCAGUGUCUUUACUUGUGCUGUGCUAGACAGACCUCCUGAAGCUCCAGCUGCAACAGAUAGACACAUUGCUGAAGUGCCAUCUACACCUAAUGUAACUCCUGCUCAAGUGGAGACUGCAUCCAAUCGUUCAUCUCCUCGAUUAAGACUACGUUCACCAAACAUCAAGUCUGCUACAAUCUCAGUUCCGUCCAAGCUAUCUACACCAGUUCUAAAAGCUAACUCUCACCCCUAUGCCAGUGUGAAAAAAUCAACUCCACAAGAAAAUCCACAACAGCAGCAACCCAAACAACAGCAGUUUAUUUCCAAACUGGCAACACCAAAGCAAAAACCGCAAUCUUUGGUGAAACCUGUAACACAAGUGUCAGCUCAAAAACCUUUAGAACAUGCCACACAAAGUGUGUCAUCUUCCAUGCCAGCCCCCCACACACAAACACCUGAGCCUCCUGCUGACUUAAACGCUGCCACUGGUACACUACAUGAUUUCAAUGGACCCAAGAGGAUACCUGUCAAUUCUCUGUCAAGAAAGAAAAUUGAGGAGACAAAUGUCAGCCUCUCUCCAAGAAUAACUAGAAGAAUGUCUUUACUUAAAAGAAGAUCUACUGAACAAUCACAGGCAGGUGGAAAAAAGUCUAAGUUUGCAGUUGAUGAGACUAUUGAAGAAAAAGCAACAAACUGUGAGAGUAAAAUUGGCAUCAAGCAGAGACCAGGAGCCAAAUCAAAUCUUCCAUCUGGUUUACCUAGAGCCAUGUUAACUAGAGGAAAGAAAGAUGUUUUGCCUAGCAGCAACCCUUUAGCUACCAUAACUAACAGUCCUAAGAAGACAGUACAAACUUUAAAAGAUAACCACAGACCAAAGGGGUUCCUUCGCUUGAAAUCUCCAGAGAAGAGGUCGCUCAAAGUCAAAGAUGAGGCAGAUGAAGGGCCACCUAAUUGUCCCACGCAAUAAAUUAUUUUUUGUUUAUUUAUAUGUAUUUACUUUUUCAAAGUAUGUGUUACACUUAAUUUUUAUAACUGGAAAUUUACUUGGUAUUUUAAAAGCAAAAAAGAAAACAGUUUGCAAAGGCUUUGACAUUAUAUAUUUUUUCCCUAAUGAAAAAAAGCUCAUGAAUGAAAUUUUCAUAUCAGUAUGAUUUGUAUUUAUAAGUUACAUAACAUUUAGCUAAAUUAUAUUCUUUAUAUAACAGUUAUAGAGUUAUUAGACAAAUAAACUACAGAGAUA